Molecule: messenger RNA, 3070 nt
Organism: Chinchilla lanigera (long-tailed chinchilla)
Lineage: Eukaryota; Metazoa; Chordata; Mammalia; Rodentia; Chinchillidae
Gene: Trim29
Product: tripartite motif containing 29
Exons: 10
Coding region: 152-2011 (619 amino acids)
Molecular function (GO): zinc ion binding
Source: RefSeq, a predicted model, not a curated record
UCAGGCGGUGCCUGCUCCUCCCCUGCUCCUCCUCCCCACAGGUGUGUCUCCUGGCCAGUGGCUGCGGGUAUCACUCCCUGCUCAGACACCCAGGAGAUCACCCACUCCGCAGCCCCAGCCAGCCCGAAGCAGACCAGACAAGUGUCCCGCGAUGGAAGCCGCAGACGCCUCCAGGAGCAACGGGGCCAGCCCGGAAGCCAGGGACGCCCGCAGCCCCUCUGGCUCCCACGCUGGUCUGGAGAAUGGCACCAAGGCCGAGGGCAAGGACCCCAAGACCACUAAUGGCCACGGCGGGGAGGCAACCGAAAGCAAGAGCCUGGGCAGCGCCCUGAAGGCAGGGGAGGGGAAGAGCGCCCUGUUUUCCGGCAAUGAGUGGCGGCGACCCAUCAUCCAGUUCGUGGAGUCGGUGGAUGACAAGGGCUCCAACUACUUCAGCAUGGACUCCGCGGAAGGCAGGAGGUCGCCCUACGCGGGGCUCCAGCUGGGGAUCAAGAAGCCGCCCGUCACCUUUGCCGAGAAGGGGGAGCUGCGCAAGUCCAUCUUCUCGGAGUCCCGCAAGCCUUCAGUGUCCAUUGUGGAGCCCGGCGAGGCCCGGCGGAACAGCUACCCUCGGGCCGACUCCAGCCUCCUGCUGCGAUCCAAGGCCGGCUCCGAGGAGGUGCUGUGCGACUCCUGCAUAGGUAAUAAGCAGAAGGCCGUCAAAUCCUGCCUGGUGUGCCAGGCCUCCUUCUGCGAGCUGCACCUCAAGCCCCACCUGGAGGGCGCUGCUUUCCGCGACCACCAGCUGCUCGAGCCCAUCCGAGACUUCGAGGCCCGCAAGUGCCCCCUGCACGGCAAGACCAUGGAGCUCUUCUGCCAAACCGACCAGACCUGCAUCUGCUACCUCUGCAUGUUCCAGGAGCACAAGAACCACAGCACUGUGACGGUGGAAGAGGCCAAGGCUGAGAAGGAGACGGAGCUGUCACUACAAAAGGAACAGCUGCAGCUCAAGAUCAUCGAGAUCGAGGAUGAAGUUGAGAAGUGGCAGAAGGAGAAGGACCGCAUCAAGAGCUUUACCACCAAUGAGAAGGCCACCCUGGAACAGAACUUUCGGGACCUGGUGCGGGACCUGGAGAAACAGAAGGAGGAAGUAAGGGCUGCACUGGAGCAGAGGGAGCAGGAUGCUGUGGACCAAAUUAAGAUUAUUGUGGAUGCUCUGGAUGAGAGGGCCAAGGUGCUGCAUGAGGACAAGCAGACUCGGGAACAGCUACACAGCAUCAGUGACUCAGUGCUGUUUUUGCAGGAAUUUGGGGCAUUGAUGAGCAAUUACACUUUCCCCCCACCCCUGCCCACCUACCAUGUCCUGCUGGAAGGUGAGGGCCUGGGACAGUCCCUUGGCAACUGCAAGGAUGACCUGCUCAAUGUGUGCAUGCGCCACGUAGAGAAGAUGUGCAAAGCUGAUCUAAGCCGUAACUUCAUUGAGAGGAACCACAUGGAGAACGGUGGUGACCACCGCUACAUGAACAGCUACACAAACAGCUUCGGGAAUGAGUGGAGUACGCCUGACACCUUGAAGAGAUACUCUAUGUACCUCACUCCCAAGGGUGGGGCCCGCACCUCCUAUCAGCCAUCAUCUCCUGGCCGUCUCUCCAAGGAGACCAACCAGAAGAAUUUCAGCAACCUCUAUGGCACCAAAGGUAACUAUACCUCUCGGGUCUGGGAGUAUUCUUCCUCCAUCCAGAGCUCGGACGAUCUGCCCCAGGUCCAAGGCAGCUCCUCCUUCUCCCUCAAAGGCACUGGGAAAGUCCCCUAUCAGUUCACCACCUUGGGACAGGCCACUGCAGAGUUUUCCAAGCCACUGGACCACAGUGGGCUAUUUAACAAUAACCCUGGCUAUCCCUCCCUCAUCCGGAGCCAGGCCCCCAAGGCCCAGCCCCAGACUUGGAAAUCUGGGAAGCAGACUCUGCUGUCUCACUACCGGCCUUUCUACGUCAACAAAGGCAACGGGAUCGGGUCCAACGAGGCCCCCUGAGCUCUGGCAGGAGGGACCGAGGCACAACAGCUCCCACCCUGCCCGCCUCACACUUCCUCAGCUGCUGUGCUCUGGGUGGGAGCAGGUGCACCUAACCUGCCCUCCACUGCUGGCCAUGCUCCAUCCAGACUAUUUUCCUGCUUGGUGACUUCUUGUGGUCACCUUUGUUCCUACACUCAGGGGCUAACCUAGGGCAGUGCUAAGAGGCAGGUGGGCUUCUCCCAAAGCCUCCCACCCUCCUCUCGGGGGCUGGGUCACUGGGUCCUUCAUGGUGUCAGCCUGCCCUCCUGCCCAUGUCCUUUGGUCUCUGCACCUGGUGACCACUCCUCUCUAAGGCCUCAUCCAUCCAGUGUGGACAGGAGGUGCCAGGCCAUUCCUAUUCCCACUCCUGUCAACCCACCUCCUUCUUCCCAGCUAGGCUCUGGAGAGCCCAGCCCUGCCGGAAGAAGACUGGGCCCAUGUGCCCUCAUGGGCCCUGCUCACCACAGCCUAGUCUAGCAGACCUCAGCCUUUGGCCACAGCAGAGGGGGACCUUUCGGUGUCCUGGCCUCACGCUGCCUGUAGUCUACCAUAUUCACUUGGAGUCUGCAGUCCCUGGAGGACAAGCUCUCCUGGCUGGCAGGAUGGUCUUAGCCAAGAUAGCCCUCUUUUCUGCCUGCCAGUAUAAGCAAUUCCCUGGAAAUUAUAUAAGCCACCCCUGAAAAGAGCUACCGGCCCAGCCUCCCUGAGGAAACACCAUUUCCCUGUGGGAUUUUAGUCAUUGUAGAGUCUGGUAUUUGCCCUGGCAAUGGAAAUAGAGCAGGCUGGUGAUCGCCACCACUGUCUGCAAGGCUGCCUCACAUACACACUACCCCACCAGGGACUCUACCUCUCCCCUCUGAUGACAUUCCCUGUCUGUCACAUGUCACAGGGCCUGGAGAGACCACACCAAAAGCAGCCCAGUGGCGUCCUCUCUAACUCCAAGGACCGAUGGGGGCUAUGGAGGUGGUCAGCUUGCAGGGGUGGGAGGGGACUUUGAGCUUGGGCCUUCCCCUCCUCAAUAAACUACUCAUCACUCAC